AACAUUGCCUUCUUCUCACUGGACUCUGUUAUCCACUACUUGCGGUUGUUGCUUGUAAUACUCUUGAGAGUUCAAUGGCUUCCCUUAGGAACUUGUUGAAGAAAAAUUCUUUAACGUCCAACAAUCUUCCUAUAAGGAGGUUUUUCUCUUCCGAAGCUGCGCUUGAAUCUCCUUCAUUUGCUCACAAAAUCAGGGAUCUGCCCAACAAUCGUCCUCAAGCUAAAAUCAAGCCUGAAGUUUCUCAGCUUAUUGGGAAAACUCCUCUUGUUUACCUUAACAAAGUGACUGAAGGAUGUGGAGCUUUCAUUGCAGUCAAGCAAGAGAUGGUGCAGCCAACUGCCAGUAUCAAGGACAGGCCGGCUUUUGCAAUGAUCAAUGAUGCAGAAAAGAAGAAUUUAAUUUCUCCUGGAAAGACGACCUUGAUAGAGCCAACUUCUGGAAAUAUGGGGAUCAGUAUGGCUUUUAUGGCAGCCAUGAAAGGAUACAAGAUGGUUCUAACCAUGCCUUCUUACACCAGCUUGGAGAGGAGGGUAACUAUGAGGGCAUUUGGAGCUGAGCUAAUUCUCACUGAUCCCACCAAGGGAAUGGGAGGAACAGUUAAGAAGGCUUUUGAGCUUUUGGAAUCAACACCAAAUGCUUUCAUGCUGCAACAAUUUUCAAAUCCUGCAAAUACUAAGAUCCAUUUUGAAACUACGGGUCCUGAAAUUUGGGAGGAUACACUUGGACAAGUUGACAUCUUUGUAAUGGGAAUAGGCAGCGGAGGAACAGUCUCUGGUGUUGGACAGUACCUUAAAUCUCAAAAUCCUGCUGUUAAGAUAUAUGGAGUGGAGCCUACUGAAAGUAAUGUGCUGAAUGGUGGUAAACCAGGACCUCACCAUAUUACUGGAAACGGAGUUGGAUUUAAACCAGAUAUAUUGGACUUGGAUGUAAUGGAAAAAGUUCUUGAGGUUAGCAGCGAAGAUGCAGUAAACAUGGCUCGGAGGUUGGCGUUGGAGGAGGGGCUUAUGGUGGGAAUAUCAUCCGGAGCCAACACAGUUGCUGCACUUAGACUUGCUAGAAUGCCAGAGAACAAAGGCAAACUUAUUGUGACUGUUCAUCCAAGUUUCGGGGAGCGAUACUUGACUUCUGUCCUGUUUGAAGAACUGAGAAAAGAGGCUGCAAACAUGCAACCAGUUCCAGUUGACUAAGGCCUUCGAAUGGAAUGUUCUAUGCAACCAAUUCCUGUGUUGUGCAACCAUUUGUUGAGAUCGUAUUACUUUUUAGCUCUGUUGAGUUUUAAACUGUGCCCAGAAAACUUAUUGUGAUAAAAGCUUAUUUGUCUAAUAGAAAUCCUAUUUAUGGCUUCAA
Manihot esculenta (cassava) is the source of this 1347-nucleotide messenger RNA. Its product is annotated as bifunctional L-3-cyanoalanine synthase/cysteine synthase 1, mitochondrial. Gene Ontology annotation, cellular component: cytoplasm. Bases 75 to 1187 code for a protein of 370 amino acids. The record is from RefSeq and is a predicted model, not a curated record. The transcript is spliced from 10 exons. NCBI's taxonomy places the organism in Eukaryota, Viridiplantae, Streptophyta, Magnoliopsida, Malpighiales, Euphorbiaceae. Gene Ontology annotation, molecular function: cysteine synthase activity.